This is a messenger RNA of Dicrocoelium dendriticum, 504 nucleotides long. NCBI's taxonomy places the organism in Eukaryota, Metazoa, Platyhelminthes, Trematoda, Plagiorchiida, Dicrocoeliidae. The record is from the annotation of a GenBank genome assembly.
AUGACAGUCCUCCAGGACUCUUGUUUAACACACGUCAUAAUUUCGGAGGCAAAAGUUCUCCAUCUUCUUCAGGGGCGAAAUCCUGCUAAAUCCGCUGGGAUGAAUGAUAACCAACCUAUACUUCUGUACGAACUCGCAAGCGAGCUAUGUGGCCCAGUGACGCGUUUGUUUCAAUUGUUGCCUCGCAGCUGCUCCUUUCCAAAGGACUGGAAGGAUGCUAUCUUGUGCCAGAUUUUUAAAAAUGGCGAGAUGCAUCUCCCUGCCAAUUAUAGGCCGGUAAAUUUGACAAGCGUACUGGUCAAGGUAUUAGAGAAGUUGAUCAGAGAUGUGCUUGAAGACUACUUGCAGGAGUUUGGUCUGCUCAGUCCACUGCAACACGGCUUUCGCAAGGGUCAUUCCUGUAUGACUAAUUUUCUAGUUGCACGUGAAGGUUGGGCGGAUGCUUUGGAGCGUGGUCAUGCAGUAGAUGUAGUGUUUGUUGACUGCUCCAAGGCGUUCGACACU